AUGGAGAAUCCUGUUGAGAGAGCAGUCAAUGAGGCAACUGCUGAUACACUCUAAAUGCCUGAUUAGAAACUAAUGAAAUAGGUAGCUGAUCUUGUCAACUAAAGAGCUGACUAGUAAGAUUCUAAUUCAAACCAUAGAUCAAAAUUUGCAGUCUAGGCAAUAGGCAAGAGACUCAUGCAGCUUCGUAAUGGCAAGGUUUAAGCCCUCUCAAUGGAGCUCAUUGAAUAUCUUGCAUUUACUUGCGAAACACCAUUCUAUACUUAGAUUGCUACCAAUGACUUUCUAUAAAGACUCAACACCCUCCUUAACCCUCAAAUGAAUGCCCAAGUAAUUCACUCAUUUACUCCAAAUAGAUGCAAUAAAGAUUACUCUAAGUGAUCGCAGUACUCAAGUCACUUAUGCAAUCACACCAGGAUCUAUUUCCUGCUUUCUUCCAAUUCUUGCAAAAGAUCGCUUCUAAACGUAACUGUCUUCUAGCAUCUGCUUUUUAGAUCAAAUACCCCAAAAUUAUGAAAGCAAAUAUGCAGUACUCCGAAAGUCACAACCAGUAUACUCUUCAGGAGCUAGAACAAACAGCAUAGGAUCUGUAAAAAUUCUGUAUUAACAUACCAAGGGCAGCUCCAAAAAUGAUAAACUCAGACGUGACUUAGAGAUAGUCAAAUCCAACAUUACAUUGACUAAUGUAAAUGAAAUAUUUAAUUAUUAGGAAAUAAUUGACAAUGCAAAUCCUUAGGAAGAUGCAAGUAAAAAUGAAAUCCUCAAAGAUAUGACUACCACAUUAAGAGGAGUUGAAGAAAAGUUAAGAAAGUACUGUAUUUUCGUUUUAACUAGUUUAAUUACUGAUAUGGGAAAUAAUGAUGAGGGGUUGAUGAACUUUUGCUUAGAAUUGAAUGAUGAUUUACUUAAAGUAAUCUUGUUUAUAAAUUAUUAUUAGACUUUUACUCGAUAUGAAAUAUUGAAGAAGCAUAAGAAACCUGAUCCUUUUAGACCUGAAUAGUAAUAAUAAUAAUAAUAAUAACAAUUGCCAUAAUAACCACCAACAUAACCAUAAAAUAUUUAGUAAGGUCCAUUCUAAUAAUAAUAAAAUCCCUUUAGCAUUCCUCCCCCCAUAUAAUAAUAAACUUAGCCAUAACAAAUUCAACAACCUCCAUAACCAAAACCUCAAUAAAUUGAUUUAUUAAAUUUAUUUGAAUAUGAUGAACCAAAACCAGUAGCACCAUAAAAAGGGCCAUAACCAACAUAAGUAGUAUAAGCUGAAAAAUAAUAAAAUAUGUAAAAUUUGUUGUUUAUAGUUUCUAAAGAAUUGAUUUAUUUGAAGUAGAUAUGUCAAAUCCUUAGCCAUAAUAAUAAUAAUAAUAAGUUCCAUAAUAAUAUUAAUAAUAAUAAUCAUAAAUACCACCAAUUUAAUAAAUACCACCUAUUUCUUAAAUUCCUCCACUGUCAUAAAUACCUCCUGUAUAGUAAUUUGUCUAACCACCAAUGCAGUCCUAAAAUUUUGGAUAAGCCCCUAUUUCAUAAAUACCAUAAUAAUCAAAUUAUUCAGUAUUAAAUGCAUUCCCUCCUUAAUAAUAAUUUCCUCCCUAAUAAUAAUAAUAAUAAUAUCCUCCUUAGUAGUAAUAUCCCCAAUAAUAAAAUGUAUUAAUUUUAUUCUAUUGAAAGUUACAAUAAUUUUAUCAACAAUAAUAGUUUAACUAAUAAUAAAUGAAGUAUUAAGCAUUCUAAUAGUAACCAAAUUAACCUAUCCCAUACUAAUAAACUCAACCUUUUCAAUAAUAAGGAUUCCCUUAACAACAAUAUCCAGUGAUAAGCAGUAAGAUAAAUUGAUAUAUAUUUAGACAUAUCUAAUUAAUAGAAGAAACCAGAAAAUGAAUUUGACAAUAUACUUAAUUUGGCAGUAGGUUAAAAACCAUAACCUUAGUAAUAAACAUAGUAAUAAUAAUAAAAGUUAGACUUUAUUUGA
Paramecium pentaurelia is the source of this 1960-nucleotide messenger RNA. NCBI's taxonomy places the organism in Eukaryota, Ciliophora, Oligohymenophorea, Peniculida, Parameciidae. The record is from the annotation of a GenBank genome assembly.